AUGAAAUUUGCCGUCGUAGGGUCUGGCGUUUCUAGCUUAGCUACGACAUGGAAUUCAUCCCAAGUUCUAAACCAACAUAGUCUUCAUGAAGUGUAUCUGUACGAAGUCGAAGGUUGUGCGGGAGGACACACGAAUACGAUUGUAUAUAUACAUCCAGAUAAAUCAGACGGGUACGCAGUUGAUGUGGACACUUUGGCAACCUCGUUCUGCCAGUCAUCACGUCUUCUAGAUCCCGACAUGUGGCGAUUAAUCUAUGAUGUGCUCGGGUUCAGUGCCUGUGCACGACGCCUCGUCUCUAACAAGGCCUCUUCCGACGAUCCAGACUUGUCUUGCCUUAUGAACAUCCCUGCUCGGACUUUGGUACGAUUCAUGAGUAAUCAUCACCUUUCACAGAUUACGGGUAAGCCGUCGUGCCUUACUAUUGAAGGUGGCGGUCGCAACUGCGUUGAUGCGAUAUUGUCAAAACUUCCUAAGGAAAGGGUACACUUGUCGUCUCCGGUCACAACGAUAUGCGGACCAAUCCAAGGCGAAGGCCGUCAUGCCGUCCUGCUGAAGACGCAUAACCAGAUGCUGUCAAAGUCAUGUCAUUCGGACGCAUGCACGACAAUUCUGAAAGGCGGACGCGAUCUUCGUGAUGACCAGGAAGACAUCCUCGAAAGGUUCGAAUGGAAUGCAGAUAUCUUAAUGCCAAAAGCCAGGACUGCGUGGUCUUGCUGGAACUACCUCACAUUCUGCAGCUCGAACGACAAGGGUAAACACAAAGCUAACAUAAACAAACAUCUGCCAAAGGAUCUUCACGGCCCGAUGCUGGCCACCCUAAACCCACCAACCGAUUCAAACGUCACUAAACCUGCUGCGCGAUUCGCCUACGAGCGCCCCAUCCUCGACACCAAGGCAAUGACGAACAUUCAGGGCCGUGGCGGUGUCUUGUUCGCGGGAGCGUGGCUUGGGUAUGGAGUUCACGAGGACGGGUUUACGUCCGAUCUGCGCGCCGUUCUUUCAUUUGAUGUAGCUGGUGCUGAUCGCGAACCUUGCGUACCUUUCUUGGAAAUUACUGGUAUAUGUGCUGUAGUUGGCACAGCUUUAACAUUGGCGCUCCUCAUCGUGCAGUCAUGA
This is a messenger RNA of Suillus subalutaceus, 1116 nucleotides long. RefSeq lists its product as uncharacterized. Lineage: Eukaryota; Fungi; Basidiomycota; Agaricomycetes; Boletales; Suillaceae. The transcript has 12 exons. The record is from RefSeq and is a predicted model, not a curated record. The coding region runs from base 1 to 1116 and encodes 371 amino acids.